AGGUCCCCGUUGCCGAGCGCGGGCGCGGGGGGCGGAGCUCGGCGGAGACGGGGAAGGGGUCGCCCGGGCUCCCGCUCUUCGAGUCGGGGAGUCGGUCGGGCGCAGUUCCGCGGACGUCCGGCCCGCAGGGCGGGUGGCCGCGGUCUCCUCCGGGCACGCUCAGCUGCGGUCAGAGGCGGCAUGAGUGCCGCGGGGCUGCUGGCUCCGGCCCCGGCCCCGGCUGGAGCGCCGCCGGCCCCGGAGUACUACCCUGAGGAGGAAGAGGAGCUGGAGAGCGCCGAGGAGGACGAACGCAGCUGUCGGGGCCGCGAGUCGGACGAAGACACCGAGGAUGCUAGUGAGACUGACCUGGCCAAGCAUGAGGAAGAGGACUACGUGGAAGUGAAGGAGCAGAUGUAUCAGGACAAACUGGCUUCUCUCAAGAGGCAGUUGCAGCAACUGCAGGAAGGUACCUUACAGGAAUAUCAGAAGAGAAUGAAAAAACUAGAUCAGCAGUACAAAGAAAGGAUCCGAAACGCAGAACUUUUCCUUCAGCUGGAAACUGAACAAGUAGAAAGAAAUUACAUUAAAGAAAAGAAGGCAGCAGUGAAAGAAUUUGAAGACAAGAAGGUUGAGCUGAAAGAGAACCUGAUUGCUGAGCUAGAAGAAAAGAAGAAAAUGAUUGAAAAUGAGAAGCUAACCAUGGAACUUACUGGCGAUUCUAUGGAAGUGAAACCCAUCAUGACCAGAAAGUUGCGGAGGCGACCAAAUGAUCCUGUCCCCAUCCCAGACAAGAGGAGAAAACCUGCUCCUGCUCAGCUAAACUAUUUGUUAACAGAUGAACAGAUCAUGGAGGAUCUGAGAACGUUAAAUAAGCUUAAGUCACCCAAGAGACCAGCAUCCCCAUCCUCUCCUGAACACUUGCCUACUACACCUGCAGAGUCUCCUGCCCAGCGGUUUGAAGCUCGGAUCGAAGAUGGCAAACUGUACUAUGAUAAAAGAUGGUAUCACAAGAGCCAAGCCAUCUAUCUCGAGUCAAAGGACAACCAGAAACUGAGCUGUGUGAUCAGCUCAGUUGGAGCCAAUGAGAUCUGGGUGAGGAAGACAAGUGACAGCACCAAGAUGAGGAUCUACCUUGGCCAGCUUCAGCGCGGGCUCUUUGUGAUCCGUCGGCGGUCAGCAGCUUGACUUUCUACAGUGCUCCUCUUCCCUUUUUCUGGAGUGGUUUUUAUUUUUGUUUUAUCUUGUUUUCUUAAUAGAAAUUUUUUUACCUUGCUGGGAAUAGUUACUUGGCCUUGGAAAUGGAGAACACUGUUGUGGAUUCUGCAAGGCACUUUGCGGCUGGCCUCCUCCAUCUUUGGGUCAUUGUUUCCUGCCUCGACUUCUUCCAGCCAUCAGUCACCAUAGGACUCUCUUAGUUUCAGGAGUAUUGGGAGUUUGAUUUACUUUCCUUUUAUUUUAUUUUUUUUGCUUAUACCUUGUCUUUUUGAAAAGGCCUUCUUUGAGCUUGAAGGGACAACUCUAUUUUGUUAAUUAUCUUUGGAUCUUUCUACCAUGAAUAAGAGCAGGACGAAAUACACUCUACAGUGCAUUUUCAUGUUUUGAAUCUGAUUAGUGGAUCAUGUAGCUACUUCCCUUGUCGAGCCCAAUUCACUGUUUUCCCAGAAGCUUGGGGCAGAGGUCCUAGCAGAAGGAGAUUAAUUCUCCUGGCUCUCAGCCUUCUUGGAGAAAUAAAUGCCUUGUGCAACAUCUGGCGCAUACCAUCCAUUCCACUGGCUGAAUGACAGAAAUUUCCUGGUAGACUGUGUGCACUGAAGUUAAUGGAGUUGGGGGGGAGGGUACAUUUCAUUUUCAUAAUGUGCUGAAGUCACCAUAUUUUAAGUGUUAUUUAAUGCAGGUGCUUUAUUCAAACACAUUUGUUCUGGCUCAAGCUGGGACAAGAAGUCAUUUCAGUAGUUUUCACUUCUAAUUCCUUUCCCUUUCCUUUUCCCAAGAAGAUAGAAAUAGUCCAUGCAACAGGCUGAUUCUCUGGAUUUUCUCUUGUAGGUGGGGAGGAAGACUGAUAGUGCAAUAAUCAGUGAUCUGUAGACUUACACAUAGUACACAUUUCAGUCUUGUUGCAGAUGCCAUCAGUGCAUCUGUUAUUGGCCAUUCUAUACCUGUGGGACCUUGUCUUGAUGUGGGCACUCACAGCCUCUCAAGAGUUCUGGUCCGGGUUGAAGGCAAGGAAAGCUCUGCCAUGACAUCCAGUAAACCUGUGUUGUUCUUGAUGAAUUCUGAGGAAAUGGCCUUCCUUGUACCCGAGUGCUCCUUGCUUUGGUCCCCUGAUUGGAGAAAGGAUUCACUAGGUGAUGGGGUUUUCUAUACUUUGAGAUGUUUAAAGAGCAGGGGUUCCAGUGCCUGGCAGCAUCUCUGUGGGUCAUUAGUAGACCUACCCGUCCCAGGAAAAUGUUCAUAAGUACUUCUGGGUCUCAGUGCUUCUCUUGUUGUUGUCUCUUAAUGUGUUUAUCCCAGAGCAAAUGGAGGGGCUGUGAUAAUGAAUAAUUCACCUAAGAUCUGACUUCUACAAAGGCCCACAAACCUUAUGGACUCAGAGUAAAGACUUGUACAGAUAUAGUUUUAUUUUAAUUUAAAAUUAUUUCUUUUUUUCUUUCCUUUUAUUGGAGUCUUAAUUAGAAAACAGGAUAAAAUGAUGGUAUUUAGCAGAAGUUUCCCGGGCGUUCUGUGUUUCUACCCUGUCCCCCUCUUCCCCACCCACAUUGUUACCAUGUUUAUCACAGGGAACCACAUCAUGGAGAGCCGGGCCUUCACCUCUGAUUUGUUCUUGAUGGCCUGAGCUGUGAGGGAGGACUUCUCUUGCUUAAAUUGUCAUGGGUGUGUGUAAUGUCACAUAUCAGGUAGUUACUGGUAUCAUCUUGUGACCUGUGAUGGUGAUUUCUUUAGGUAAUAGUUACUAUGCUUUUGCCAUUGAAGGUGUUAGGAUUUUAAAUAUUUAUUUAUUUAUUUAUUUUUAUCCACUUGAAAGGCAGAGCAACAGAGAGAGAGAGAGAGAGGCAGGCAAAGAGAUCUUUCAUCUGCUGGUCCAUUCCCGAAAUGCCUAUGAUAGCCAGAGCUGGGCCAAGCUGAAGCCAGGAGGAGGCUAAAAUUCCAUCCAGGUCUUCCGUUUGGGUGACAGGUGCUCAAGCACUUGAGCCAUCAUCUGCCACCUCCCAGGAUGUGUUAGUAGGAAACUGAAUCAGAAGUGGAGAGUAGCUGAGACUUGAACUGGUGCUCCGAUGGGUGUCCCAAGCAGCAAGUUAACCUGUUGUGCCACCACACCUGCCUCUGUUUUUUAAAAAAGUUGUUUUAGUGCUCAUUUUCCUUGUCCUCCUGAACAGUAUACCAAAGUUUGUUUUUAUUAGAAAAGAUAAUAUUAGUAACCACUGGAGGUGCCACACUGAAGCAGCAGGAAGUUGCCUUUUUUUCGUUCCUAGUCUGGUGGUACCUUUGUGCUUUUGUGAAGUAAGUGCUAAUUUGAAGACAGGGUUGAGGCACUUCUGCCUUCUCUCUUCUGUAACUUUUGAGGGUGUUUGAGACUGUGCUUCAGAAAUGGUCUCAACCCUACCACUGCCUUCUCUCAGAGGCAACCAUUAAUUACGAUCUAGUGACUGUGGGGAAAAAUGUGAAGUGGACUCAAGACACUACAUAGUAAAUUACGUUCUAAAUCCUAGAAGAUUUAGUUUUUUAAUGUCAUCCCACAGGUGAAAAAUCAGCAGUUGACCCAUUGUCACAGGUCUGUGUUGACCAGUGUACAGGAAGCUCUCUUAGUUGAUGGAGGAACUUGUGUGAUGGAGAGAAGCUCCACAGAGGGGGAGAACAGACUUAGAAAUUGCUAGAAUUAGAAGAGGCUGACUUUUAGUCUUGGUGGCCAUUGUUAAUCCAAAAGUUCUGUCUCUUGCUGGACCCCAGGGCACCAACUGUUCAAGUGAUACUUUGGAAAAGAUUGGUCCAGACACAUCCUGUUCAUGUGUGAUUUUUAAUCCAGAACCUGCACAUGUGGUGUUAGAGGCUUUUGCCUUAAGUGUGAGAUAACAGUGUUUGCUGUUCUCUCAACCCAUGCCAGCCAUCCUGUUUUUCAGAUAGAUUCCUGUUGCCAUACCAAAGCCAGGAUGUUUCUCUUCAUUUGGAUAACAGUAUUUAAGAAUGUGUAACUACCUAACUUACUAUUUUUUUUUUUUUUAAACUUUUGACGGGGGCCAGAUUUCGAUCCCAGAGGCUGAUCUGCCAAUCAGGCUACAUGUAUUUGUGUACAAGAUCCCGUGUUUAGGACUGGGUGGCUUUUCUAAGAGAAAUGGUGGGGCGGUGGGGAGUGGUGUGAGACAGAGUUGAUUGCAUUUUUUAACCUAACCCUGGGGAGGGAAAGGGAAAUCCUAUUUUUCACAAUGUUUUUGUUUUGUUUUUCUCCUGUCAUUUUCUUUUAACCUUGAAUUUUUACUAAUUUCCUCCUGAUUGAUAAUUUUUGUUCCUCAUCUGGGAAUUUGAAAUCUUAGGGCUUAAUGUUACACCAAUUUUUCCAAAGAGUUCAAACCACUUUAAUACUAGAACACGGUAAAUCUGCAGCUGUUUCAAGCAGCUGGUGGGUUUUUUAUAUAGUGUCUUUAACUGGUACCAUUAAAUGUUCUGAAAGGUGAAUGUAAAAUGUGUAAAGUCUAGGGUUUUUUUUUAAAUAACAAUAAACUUUCAAAGAGAAAACCA
Messenger RNA from Oryctolagus cuniculus (rabbit), 4713 nucleotides. RefSeq names its product SIN3A corepressor complex component SDS3 (gene SUDS3). Lineage: Eukaryota; Metazoa; Chordata; Mammalia; Lagomorpha; Leporidae. The record is from RefSeq and is a predicted model, not a curated record.